This is a messenger RNA of Coffea arabica (coffee), 1147 nucleotides long. Its product is annotated as vesicle-associated membrane protein 722-like. The record is from RefSeq and is a predicted model, not a curated record. Gene Ontology annotation, cellular component: membrane. Gene Ontology annotation, biological process: vesicle-mediated transport. NCBI's taxonomy places the organism in Eukaryota, Viridiplantae, Streptophyta, Magnoliopsida, Gentianales, Rubiaceae.
UUGCCCUUUUCAGUUUUCACUCUCUCUCUCUCUACAAAAGAACUAGAGAGAGAAGCAACGACGACUGCACCGUCCACAUCUAGUCAGCACCCAAUUUCAUACGCUCUUCGUCUGGUCUCUUUCUCUCUCCCUUUCUACCUUGAUUAAUCGCUAAGCAAAAUCACAAAUAUUCACCGAACAAACACAAGAUACGCCGAUUUUUCACACUUUCAGCUACAAAAUCGAUUGGAUCGAGUAGUAUUUUGGAGCAGAAAUGGCAGCGAAGCAGAAGUCGUCGUUGAUCUACGCGUUCGUGGCUCGAGGACCGGUGGUUUUGGCGGAGCACACAGAUUUCAGCGGCAACUUCAAUUCUAUUGCGUAUCAGUGUCUCCAGAAGCUUCCGGCUAACAGCAACAAUAAUAAGUUCACCUUUAAUUGCGAUGCGCAUACUUUUAAUUAUCUCGUCGACAAUGGCUUUACAUAUUGUGUGGUUGCUGAAGAAUCAGCUGGAAGACAGAUCCCCAUAGCUUUUCUGGAGCGUGUCAAGGAUGACUUUGUAUCCAAGUAUGGCGGUGGGAAGGCUACAACAGCUCCAGCCAAUGGGCUUAAUAAGGAAUUUGGUCCAAAGUUGAAGGACCAUAUGAAGUAUUGCAUGGAUCAUCCAGAGGAGAUAAGCAAACUUGCUAAAGUCAAAGCUCAGGUUUCUGAAGUUAAAGGUGUUAUGAUGGAAAACAUUGAGAAGGUUCUUGAUCGUGGGGAAAAGAUAGAACUUCUGGUGGAUAAGACUGAGAACCUUCAUCAGCAGGCUCAGGAUUUCAGGACCACAGGAACCAAAAUGCGAAGGAAAAUGUGGUUGCAGAACAUGAAGGUCAAGUUGAUUGUGUUAGCUAUUGUGAUUGCCUUGAUUCUCAUUAUAAUCCUUUCUGCCUGUAAGGGGUUCAAUUGUGGAAAGUGAGCAUAUGUUAGUGAUGAUGGUGAAUUUAUGGAAAGCAGCAGCUCUGUACUGUUUUUACUAUCGAAUGAUUGGAAUGAUGUUUUUCCUAAGCCUGUUAUUAUGUAUAUGUAUCAAGGGACAAGCAAUUUCCAGAUAUUGGCGAAUUGAUAAAUCUGUUUUUUGGGCAGUAGAGCUAAUAGCCUAGUAUAUAUGUAUUUUCAUUGCGUUGUCUGU